AUGUUAAUUGGACACCAACACGCUGCUCCUACUGUUUGUAGUAAUGAGCUACCUAUUCAACUUCCCCAGCCUUAUUUUAGUGAUAGAUCCCCUUCGCCUGUUCCUUUUCGACCUUCUCCACUUGACCAUCGACCUGACUUGACAGGAAGAGGCCGAAGGGAAUCGUUACCCAGUAUUGCUUUUCUUACACAGCCAGUUCUGGAAGAAUCGUUGCUAACUCGUCGUCAUUCAAUAGCUAAUCGGCCGACAUCAAUUGAAAGACGUCACAGUACGCAUGGCUCAUAUUCACGGUCUCCUGAAUUGCGUAUCAGUCAUAAAUUGGCUGAAAGAAAGCGAAGAAGAGAAAUGAAAGACUUGUUUGAUGACUUGAGAGAUUUGUUGCCUAUGGACAAGAGUGUCAAGUCGAGUAAAUGGGAAAUUUUAGCUAAGGCUGUACAAUACAUUGAUCGAUUACGUGAAAAAGAAGCUCGGAAUUUGCAUGAAAAAGAAGAGUUGCAAAGAGAAUUGACAAGGUUAAAAAGUGGCACUUUAUAA
Molecule: messenger RNA, 534 nt
Organism: Gilbertella persicaria
Lineage: Eukaryota; Fungi; Mucoromycota; Mucoromycetes; Mucorales; Choanephoraceae
Product: Myc-type, basic helix-loop-helix domain-containing protein
Exons: 3
Coding region: 1-534 (177 amino acids)
Biological process (GO): positive regulation of transcription by RNA polymerase II
Cellular component (GO): RNA polymerase II transcription regulator complex
Molecular function (GO): protein dimerization activity; DNA-binding transcription factor activity
Source: RefSeq, a predicted model, not a curated record